Molecule: messenger RNA, 4883 nt
Organism: Centropristis striata (black sea bass)
Lineage: Eukaryota; Metazoa; Chordata; Actinopteri; Perciformes; Serranidae
Gene: a1cf
Product: apobec1 complementation factor
Exons: 13
Coding region: 161-2011 (616 amino acids)
Cellular component (GO): nucleus
Molecular function (GO): mRNA binding
Source: RefSeq, a predicted model, not a curated record
CACACACACACACAUACACACGGUCUCGAUGACACGUGAACACACACACACUUUGGGUCCUCAGAAUGACACAGCUCUGAUCGGAGGGAGGUGAUCUCUGAAAUUGCUCAGUGAGCACCCCUAAUUUCCCUGAUUUACGUAUCGCUGUCAAUCACACCCAAUGGAAUCCAAUCAGAAAGCAAGCGGGGACGGACUGGCGGGGACGCAGAAGGAGGUGGCACUGCGGGCUCUGAUGCAACGGACGGGAUACAAACUGCAGCAGGAGAAUGGCCAGCGGCGGUACGGUGGCCCGCCGCCUGGAUGGGAUGGCCCGCCCCCAGAGAGAGGCAGCGAGAUCUUUGUGGGGAAACUACCAAGAGAUCUGUUUGAAGACGAACUGGUUCCACUGUGUGAGAAGUUUGGUAAGAUCUACGAGGUGAGGAUGAUGAUGGACUUUAACGGGAACAACAGAGGCUACGCCUUUGUCACCUUCGGCAACAAGCAGGAGGCCAAAACAGCUAUGAAGCAGCUCAACAACUACGAGAUCAGAAAUGGCCGCCUUCUUGGAGUCUGUGCCAGCGUCGACAACUGCCGUCUGUUUGUGGGCGGGAUCCCAAAAACCAAGAAGCGUGAAGAGAUCCUGUCUGAGAUGAGGAAGGUCACCGACGGUGUCGUGGACGUGAUCGUGUACCCCAGCGCCGCAGACAAAUCUAAGAACCGAGGCUUUGCCUUCGUCGAGUAUGAGAGCCACCGAUCAGCCGCCAUGGCCCGCCGCAAACUGCUGCCAGGUCGUAUUCAGCUGUGGGGUCAUGCCAUCGCCGUGGACUGGGCGGAGCCUGAAGUGGAGGUAGAUGAGGAUACCAUGGCAACAGUGAAGAUCCUGUACGUCAGGAACCUGAUGCUGCAGACCACUGAGGAGACCAUCGAGAAGGAGUUCAACAGCCUCAGACCAGGUGCAGUGGAGCGAGUGAAAAAGAUCAGAGACUACGCCUUCGUCCAUUUCACUCAGAGAGAGGACGCCGUUAACGCCAUGAACGCCCUCAACGGGAAGGUGGUGGACGGCUCUCCUAUCGAAGUGACUCUGGCCAAGCCGGUGGACAAGGACAGUUACGUCCGUUACACCAGAGGGACAGGAGGACGUGGAGGGUCUCUGCUGCAGACCGAUUAUGCCGCCUACACCCUGGGACAGGUGUACGACCCUUCAGCAGCGUACCUCGGCCCGCCCGUGUUUUACGCCCCGCAGGCCUACGCCGCCAUACAGGGUCAGUUCCGCUUCCCGGCGGCCAAAGCUCACGUUGGAGGGCGGGGCCUGAUCAGGACACCAUCUGUCAGAGAAAUUUACAUGACUGUACCUGUAGGGGCUGCCGGGGUGCGGGGGCUGGGCGGGCGGGGGUACCUGGCCUACGCCACCGGGGUCGGAGCUGUAGGCGGAGCCGCCGGCGGAGGUGGCGGCGCCUCCUACGGCCUGAAGGCGGACAAACAGGCAGAGGAGAAGCUGUACGACCUGCUGCCGGGGAUGGAGCUGACCCCCAUGAACCCGGCUGCCAUGAGCCUGAAGGCCGCCGCCAUCAAACCUGCACCACAGGUUCUGGAGGAGUUGUGUCAGAAGAAUAACUGGGGUCAGCCUGUCUAUCAGCUCCACUCUGCCAUCGGUCCGGACCAGAGACAACUGUUUCUCUACAAGAUCACCAUACCAGCUCUGGCUACACAGUACCCCAACGUCCAUCCCUUUACGCCUGCGAAGCUGUGUGCAGCUGUAGAAGAAGCUAAAGUCCACGCAGCAGAGCACACCCUGCAGACGCUCGGUGUGCAGGCUGAGGGCGCUGCAGACGCUGCCUGCGCAACUGCCGCUGCUGUGGCCUCGGUAGCCUUCCCAGGUUACACUCUGGCGAGCCCGGCGUCGUCUGCGGUCGCCUCCCAGCUGAAGCAGGCUGUGUCUCUGGGUCAGGACCUGACCGCAUACACCACCUAUGAGGGAUAUCCCGCUUUCGCCAUGGCGGCCCGCCACUCUGACGGAUACGGCGUUUUCUAGAAGAGCGGUUUCCAACGGAGGAAAAACACUUGCAACUAAAGAUGCGUUCACACAAAACUGCUUUUUACAAACUGUCACUUUAAAUCUGUUUAAAAUUUUUCAUCUCAGAGCGGGAAUAAAGUGAGUAGACUCAUUUCUUUAAAAAAAAAUCUGUUUCAUCAGGACACAAAACACGACUGAGACAGUUAUUCUUAAAAAAAAAUAAAAGCAGAACAGUGUGAACGUUUCUUAAUGCUGCAGUUUUUACAGGGAAUCAAACAGACGUUUUGAAACUUGCUGCUAGAAAACGUUUCGGACUCGUCAGUCGUCCUGAAACAACUUAUUCACCCGUCACAUAUUCUUUCUUUACCCAUAUUAUCCGUCUCUGAAUUAUGCAUUCGUAUAUAUCUUUGAUUAAUUUGUGAUUGAUUAAGUAGGCAGCCUGUGAUUGGCUGUAGGUUUGAAUUAACAUUUUGAUCCGUUUUUUAUUUUUAGUUUGUUUGCAUGUUUCUAGUAGUUUGUUUACAAUAUUCAAAAACUGAAUCAACUAAAUAGACUUUGCUAUUUUAUGCUUCGUGGUAACCAUGUGUUAUUUUCUCUACGUGGGAUUUGUAGUUCUUUUGAACAUCUUUCAACUGAAAAAUGUAGUUAUAUUCUUUUGUGUCUACUUUUGGCUUUUCAUCAGUUUUCUUGUAAAAUCUUUGAAGGUACGACUGAAUUCUGGACAGAGCAGGAUUUUAAAACGUGUUUUAGUCACCGAGGCAUUCAGGACUUUGUAGUUCUACAGACUGUGAAUAUGUAGUUUUUAGUUUCAUCUAAACUUUGUGUCAUGAGCUUUUUCUCACUCAUCAUUAACACGUCAGACCGAUGAUUUUCAGUUUUUCUGCCGUCAUGUUUGCGACAAAACCUCAGCUGUCUGAAAGCUUUAUUAGGACCUUUAACACAGCUGCGUUCCUGAAAGUCAUCUGAUCAGUGGAUGAUGUCGCCAAACAAGAACAUCAAACCGUUGCAUUACAGUUGUUUUUUGUCCAAUGUCGAUAUUUAAAAAAAGAUUUUAUCUUUUGGCAAGCGAUCAUAGUAAACCAAGAGUUAAAGAUGUUACCUGAAGUAACAUAAUUUAACUUCCAUGAGUCACAAUUUUAAUUAACUAACGCAACUAUUUCACUUCCGUCCUUGUAAUAACGUAGCGUUCAGCAUUUAUUUUAUUUUUUAUCCUAUCUUUUAUAACGCCUAACCAGGAAGUUUUUUUGCCCUUACCUUAGAGAAGUUGUUUUGUAGCAUAAACCGAACUAAACCAACCUUUUAACUAAACGUAACCAUUUAGUUUGCAGCAAGCGGCCAUUAAAUGAGCUGAUAACAACCUACUGCACCUACCAGCAGCCAGAGUCCCUUCCCGCCCAUACUGAUGGGAUCAUAAAAGCCCAUUCAAUUGUGUGAUAACGGUCAAAAUAGAUAACAAGUAACUACGUUCUGUCAUGAAAGCAAACUCAAAAAAGUAAGCAGGAAACUGCGUACUACCCUGCAGAGACAGUCCAAAUAUAUGUCACAACAUUCCCCGUAGUCCUGCUUGAUGAUGUUGUCGUCAUUCACGUUUUGUGCCGGUUUCUUCCAGAUGCAACAAAAACUUUGGCAUGUGAAUGCAACACUUCCAAUAAAGUCUCUGUUGUUGCAGGUGACCCCUCCCCUCAGUCUGUGUCUUGUGCUCUGAUUGGCUGUAGCGCCCAGCAGGUUAGGCGUAGUUCUUGAGCACCAAGUCAACGCCAAUUUGCAUCUGAUCAGGAGCUUUUGUCAGGGACCUACUUCGCUAAACAGCUGAAUAAAGCUCGUAAAAUGUGUCUCUAUGGUGAUUACGCCCAAUUCUGAAUCCCACUUCAUGGUAAGAUCCAUCCUGCAUCGCAUUCAAGCAAUAGGACUCGCGAGGCGUCCGUGCUCAGGUACCAGAACCUGAUUUGUUUAGGACCAAUAGAUUAUCCUGAUCUUCACCAGUUAAGGUCACUGCCUGACCUCGAUCUAUCUGGUUGCUUUGCUGGGCGAGUCUUGCCAAGAAAAGCAGUGGGAUUCAUAAUAACGCAGUUUAUCUGAGCCAGUAAAAAUCCACAUUUUUUAACCUGUGAACCGUCUGUUUACAAACAAAAGUAAAAAGUUUAGUCAUUCAGUAAAGGAUCUAGUGAUUUUUCUUUCAACAAAAAAGGAUCCGUUCUAGCAGCGCCUCCUAGCGUGUCGUAGUUUGAACUUUUUUUCCUGAUAAUAACAAAUGCAGAGUGAAAAGCAGCAGACGACCAGAUAUUUGUUUCUUCUUUUUGUUUCUUUUAAGUGUUUCUGGAAAGUUUUACGAAGCGCUGCCACCCGAGCUGUGAACGAAGCAGAGACAGUAUUAAAGUGUGUGAAGCACUUAGAACUUAUUUUUAUACCAGGAAAAAAAGAAUAAAUAUCCAGAUGCUAUUUGUAUAGAGUUAUUGUGCAUCCUCUAAUUGACCUGGAAACAAUAAACAUAUGAAACUGAAUCGACACGAAUCUGUGAUGAGCAGAGAGAAUUGUGGGAAUAUGAGGGGAAACUGAUGUGUGAUGAACCGUAAUCUUCACAAAAUAAAGAAGCUAACACAAAUCUGAAGAAGCUUCAAUGAGUCAACAUUAUUUCACUACUUUUCAUUGAAUUACGUAUUUUUACACUUGCUGUCUUUAUCCCGCUAGCGUUCCAACGACCAACUUUUAGAUGACUUUUCUCCUUCAGGGGCUGAACUGGGCUCGGAUUUAAAGCUACAGAACAUGUUGGUAUCUUGGUGGGAAGGGAGUAAACAAUCCUCCAGAGUCUGACCUCAAGACCCAGGAACCCCCAUCUGCAUAUUCGACCUCCUGGAUUUUGUAGAAUACUAACAACCACUUUCUAAACAUA